UGUUCGAAGAAAAAAGGAUUUCAGGGGGCGUGUGUUUGCCAAGUGUGAUCAGUACCGUGUGACCGUGUGAUCAACGCGUUUUUUAGCUCGGAUCCACCGCAGCAAACUAACGAUGGCGAAGAGAAUCACAGUAAAGAGUUUUGAGGAAUUCCAGUCGACGGUGGCACCUUUGAAGGACGAGAAACACCUGCUGUGCCUGUUCACCGGCUCCGAAGAUGCCAGCGGCAAAAGCUGGUGCCCCGACUGCGUGGCAGCAAAGCCUGCAAUUGAAGAAGCUCUGAAGGAUGGUCCUGACAAUACGAUUCUCCUCACGUGCAGCAUAGACAAAGACCUCUGGGUCAAGAGGGACAACCCCUUCAGAACAGACAACACCCUCAAGUUGACAUGCGUGCCCACGCUGAUCCGCUGGGGCUGGAACAGGAGACUGAACGACCAGGAGUGCCAAGAUGCGGGACUGGUUUCCAUGAUGCUCGAAGACUGAGCCGACGGGAUGCACCGCGGAGUGCUCUUUUCCGUCGAGCACUGUCUGGAUCCUUCGGUUACGUUGAGUGUUGAUGAUGGUGGUGGUUGUGUGCGGCAUCCUUUCCCCGCACCUCAGAGUACUUGGCUCUGAGAAGAAGAGCCGUCACCGAAACCCUGAAAUGAAAAGGGGAAGCCAAGUUUCAGCCAAUAUCUUUAGCCACAACACCUGGCUGCCGGCCCAUGCAUGUUCGAGUCAAUAAAAGUGUUUAUUUUCGGGA
Molecule: messenger RNA, 740 nt
Organism: Ixodes scapularis (black-legged tick)
Lineage: Eukaryota; Metazoa; Arthropoda; Arachnida; Ixodida; Ixodidae
Product: thioredoxin domain-containing protein 17
Exons: 4
Coding region: 113-481 (122 amino acids)
Cellular component (GO): cytosol
Molecular function (GO): protein-disulfide reductase [NAD(P)H] activity
Source: RefSeq, a predicted model, not a curated record